Messenger RNA from Momordica charantia (bitter melon), 1834 nucleotides. Its product is annotated as putative transcription factor PosF21. The record is from RefSeq and is a predicted model, not a curated record. Gene Ontology annotation, biological process: regulation of DNA-templated transcription. NCBI's taxonomy places the organism in Eukaryota, Viridiplantae, Streptophyta, Magnoliopsida, Cucurbitales, Cucurbitaceae. Gene Ontology annotation, cellular component: nucleus. Gene Ontology annotation, molecular function: DNA-binding transcription factor activity.
CUUGUCUCCCAUUUUUUUCCGAUUCCCUGUCUUGUUCGUGAAUUCUUUUUUCUCUCUGCUUUCUUCUCUGUUCUUCUUCUUUGGAUUGUUUUUUUUUUCUUUUCACCCAUUUGAAUCGAUUCAGAUCUCUGGUUAGUGGUUAUAGUUUCGUUUUCUGCAAUUACGCGCUCUCGCACUUUUUAAUUUGUUCUUUUGAUUUCACCCACUUGAUCCAAAAAUGUGCAUGCGAUUCUAAACGCCCGUUUUGAAGCUUGCUGCUUCGAAAGAACAAGAAUCUGUAGCUUUGGGUUUCUAUGUUAUUUACUUGCUUUUUUAAGCGUGUUCUUGAUUGAUGGACACGGAGAAAAAGCAAGGCUUUGCAGGAGGAUUUCUGCACCAAUCAAGUCGUUACUCGGGUUUUUCAUCUAAUGAAAGUAGUUUCAAUGGAAAAUCUGAGGUACCUUCGUCUUCAAUGUCGUUCCCACCUUUGGCUCCCAGUGGUAAUUCCGAUUGGGGUCAAUCUGGCCGUGGAAUCUCCACCGAUUCCAGUCGAUUCAGCCAUGAUAUUAGUAGGAUGCCUGACAAUCCGCGGAGAAAUGCUGGUCAUAGACGUGCCCAUUCAGAAAUCCUGACCCUUCCAGAUGAUAUUUGUUUCGAUAGCGACCUUGGUAUCAUUGGCGGUGCUGAUGGGCCUUCUCUUUCUGAUGAUACUGAGGAAGAUUUGCUGUCGAUGUACCUUGAAAUGGAUAAAUUCAAUUCGUCGACCGCUACAUCUGCAAGUCAAAUGGGCGAUUCAUCCUCCGCUGGUGUAGAAGCAGCAGCAACUUCUACAGAUGAUAUUGCUGUUGGUUUGAAGGAGAGGCCGAGAGUUAGACAUCAGCAUAGCCAGUCCAUGGACGGCUUUACAAACAUAAAACCUGAGAUGCUUGUCUCGGGGUCUGAAGAAGUCCCUGCAGCUGAUGCCAAGAAAGCCAUGUCAGCUGCAAAGCUUGCCGAGCUUGCGUUGAUUGACCCCAAACGUGCAAAGAGGAUAUGGGCAAACAGACAGUCUGCUGCUAGAUCAAAGGAAAGAAAGAUGCGGUACAUUGGCGAACUUGAACGGAAAGUUCAGACUCUGCAAACGGAGGCAACGUCUUUGUCCACUCAGUUGACCCUCUUACAGAGAGAUGCAAGUGGUCUCAAUGCCGAGAACGGUGAACUGAAGAUGCGAUUGCAGACAAUGGAACAACAGGUUCACCUGCAAGAUGCUUUAAAUGAAGCACUGAAAGAGGAAAUCCAGCAUUUGAAAGUAUUGACUGGCCAACCAAUGUCAAACGGUAGACUAAUUACAAACUUUACUUCCUAUGUAGCUGGCCAACAAUUCUAUCCAAACAAUCAAACAGCGCAUACUUUGUUAACUGCUCAGCAGUUUCAGCAACUUCAAAUCCACUCACAGCAGCAGCAGCAGCAGCAUUUUCAGUAUCAUCAGCUGCAUCAGCUUCAGCAACAACAAAUUGGGGGCAUAAAAAAGAAAGGGUCAGUUUCUUCUCAAAGCUCGGAAGAUAAUAUGUCAGACUCGAAGCCUCCUACCACUUGUUGAAAGAGCUGAUCCUGAUGACGACCAAGUACGUCGAGAAUAGUUUAUUUGUAAAGAAAAGAGAUGGCUCACUGUCUUAGAACAUUAUGGUUAGAAGUCGAUUUUAGUUGCAUUUGGUACCCAGAUAGCACAUUCCCCUCCCUGAUAAGCAUGCAUUUGCUUUUUUGAAGUUCAUUAUUUGCUGACAACAAUGUGGUAGAUGAUUUGUUAUUAGCUUGUGGAUAUUUCUGUUAAUGAUGUUAUUCCUAUGUUGUCAUUACUUAUUUAUUUAUUUAUGAA